UCUUGAUAGGUGGCGGCACAAGGACUAUGAACAGUUCAUACACGACAUUCCAAGUUGAAUCGGAGUAGCCAAACUUUUGGCUGAGUACUUUUGUAAGAUUUUAGCAUUCUCCAUUAUUUGGAUAAAUUAGUGACAUUGUAUAAAAAUUUGUACUGUAUUAUAAGGAUGUCCAAUCGGGAAGGUGGCAAGAAAAAGCCCCUGAAGGCACCUAAAAAGGAACAGAGAGAAAUGGAUGACCAGGACGUAGCGUUUAAACAAAAGCAGAAGGAACAACAGAAAGCACUUGCCGAAGCUGCGAAAAAAGCAAGUCAAAGAGGACCCCUCGUUACGGGUGGUAUAAAAAAAUCUGGAAAAAAAUGAUCCACCACAUAAGACUGAAGAAACUUUCAAUCUUCGUGCGCACCAUGUUCUUAUCGAGGCAUGAUUUUGAUAUUAUCGAUUAGUAUACUAUCCGAAAUAUUCUUUCGGAUUCUCUAUUCUGAUAAAUGGUUAACAUUUGUAAAUAAAACGUUUAUGGAUUAAAUCACAGCAAUAUACGCAA
Messenger RNA from Osmia bicornis bicornis, 541 nucleotides. RefSeq names its product translation machinery-associated protein 7 homolog. The record is from RefSeq and is a predicted model, not a curated record. Lineage: Eukaryota; Metazoa; Arthropoda; Insecta; Hymenoptera; Megachilidae. Bases 166 to 360 code for a protein of 64 amino acids. The transcript has 2 exons.